AUGGUGUUUACUCCAGCUCAGCUUCGCUCAGUUGAGCUCAAUUCUCCUUUCUACGUUCACCUCAAUUCUGUGAUACGCCAAACCACAUUACCAGCUAUCAUCCGCUCUCUACGCACCACUGGUCGCUUUGACGCAUUGACAUGGACAGCAGAGACGGCGAAAGCGACUCCUCAUCCAUUCUGGGACUCGGAUGUGUACAAGGUGCUAGAAGCAUGUUGUUAUCAUUUGAUCAAAGAUAAUGAUGCAGAGCUCAGACGGUUUGUGGAUGAAGCUGUAAAAGUCAUCAUAGCAGCUCAGCAUGAGGAUGGAUACAUCAAUUCCUACUACACAAUCUUGGGCCUACCGAACCGAUUCACUAACCUUCGUGACAUGCACGAGCUUUACUGUCUCGGACAUCUAGCAGAAGCAGCAGCAGCAUAUCAUUCACUCACAGGCUCCAAUGACCUCAUCACGGUUGUCCGACGUAUGGUCGACCUUGUUCGCAAAGUCGUGGUGCCCAAAGGUGGCUAUCCCGGACACCAGGAACUCGAGAUAGGACUGCUCAGGUUGUACGACAUCACAGAGGACAGCGUAUUCUUCGACACUGCGGAACACUUCAUUCGAGAGCGAGGCACACGCGACGCAAAAGAUGAGAUAUUCUUCGACUGCGAAGCCUUUGCCCGCGGUGCAGACCCUUAUGAACAUCUCGGGACGGAAUAUAAAGCGUGGUUCAGCAAACCACGCGAUUAUGCAUACAUGCAGGCGCACACUCCGCUAGUCAAACAGAGCACGAUAGAGGGUCACUCAGUCCGCGCAAUGUAUUAUCUCACGGCAGCACAGCAUUACACGCUCGUGGGCGAGUCCGAAACGAACGAUAUUAAAGACGCCGUCGCGCGACUCUUUGCAAACACCGUCAACACGAAGAUGUAUAUCACUGGAGGUGUCGGUAGCGUGACACAAUGUGAAGGCUUUGGUCCAGAGUACCAUCUGCCGGACCUGAACGAGGGCGGGGGCUGUUACUCGGAGACGUGUGCAAGCUUCGCUCUGAUCAUCUUGUGUGAGCGUAUGCUUCGUGCCGAGCUUAAAGGGCUUUACGGCGACGUAAUGGAGCGUGCUUUGCUCAACUGCGUGCUUGGAGCUGUGGAACAAGGCGAUUCGUUCUAUUACGAAAACCCUCUUGCAACUCGGUCAGGCCACGCCCACGAACGCAGCAAAUGGUUCGACGUCGCCUGUUGUCCUCCCAACAUUGCCAAGCUGAUCGGUCUUCUUCCCACAUUGACCUACUCCGUCGAGGGCAAGAUCUGCGCCAUCCACCUCUUCAUCGGCUCAAGCUUUGCCACGCAGCUCGACGGACGAGACGUCAGGGUCUCUAUGGAGACCCAGUUUCCCUGGAAAGGCACCGUCACUAUCUCUGUGCAGACUUCUACCCCGCUGACGCUUGCAAUCCGCAUCCCUUCGUGGGCCGCCAAUUCCUUCACCUCUUCCAUUCGCGGAGAUGUGCUUGACGGCUAUCUCCAUCUCGAGAUCAAGUCCUCCACCACGCUCACGCUAGAGCUCCCCAUGGCGCCCCGAGUCGUCUAUGCUCACCCUAUGCUACGCAAAGACGAAGUGGCCAUCAUGCGAGGGCCGCUCGUGUACUGUGCCGAGAGUGUUGACAACGAGGUUGAUCUUGAGCGGAUCUAUGUACAUACCUCGCACGUGGAUGAGAUCAAAAAGAUCGAGAUUGCUGGUAUCCAGAAUGUGCCUCUUCUCCAGGUGCAGGGAAAGGUGAGGAACGGUGUCGGCUUCGGCGAGAGUGGCGAGGGACUUUAUGGAGAUGAACGGCCUGGGUGGGAGGAGGGAGAGAGGGAGGUUCUGCUGGUGCCAUACUUCCUGAGGAUGAACAGAGGCGGUCUCGGCGGAAUGAGGGUUUGGUUGAAGGAGCUGUGUGGGUAG
Penicillium canariense is the source of this 1914-nucleotide messenger RNA. Its product is annotated as glycoside hydrolase family 127 protein. Lineage: Eukaryota; Fungi; Ascomycota; Eurotiomycetes; Eurotiales; Aspergillaceae. The transcript has 3 exons. Gene Ontology annotation, biological process: carbohydrate metabolic process. The record is from RefSeq and is a predicted model, not a curated record. Bases 1 to 1914 code for a protein of 637 amino acids.